This is a messenger RNA of Daphnia carinata, 3862 nucleotides long. RefSeq names its product ribonuclease 3-like (gene drosha). Gene Ontology annotation, cellular component: nucleus. Lineage: Eukaryota; Metazoa; Arthropoda; Branchiopoda; Diplostraca; Daphniidae. Gene Ontology annotation, biological process: primary miRNA processing; rRNA processing; regulation of gene expression. The record is from RefSeq and is a predicted model, not a curated record. Gene Ontology annotation, molecular function: ribonuclease III activity; double-stranded RNA binding.
AGAAUGUCAAUUCCCACUUAUUAAUCAUAAACAAACGUGUCUUAGUGACAACUGUAACCAAACAAUCUCCGUUGAAUUGAAAGUUUGUUUUUUAUUUUUGUAAAGAUGCUAGAAAGCCCAUAAAGCAAAUUAUCCGGAAGCUAUGGGUGACCACAACACAAAUCAGCAGCCUUCAUAUCCAUUUAAUAAUGGAUAUCACUACAGUCAGCCCAACCAUUUCCUUCCUACCAUGCACUAUAAUUUUCCUCCACCUUCUUUCCAUGAAAUGAAUAUCCCACCUCCAUCUCUGCCGUUAGGAUGUGAAUUCCAGCAGCCACCACCUUUUGCACUUGCCCCACACGCACUACAGUCAAGUUAUCCACCAAUGCCUGAUUCCUUUACUCCAAGCUAUUCUCAAGUCAACCACUAUCCAACUGGUCAAUAUCUUCCACUACAGCAACAUGUACCAGCUUGGAACCCUGGGCAGAGUCAUGCUACACAACCAUUGAUUUCGAGACACCAAGGACCAUAUUCAGGCCACAAGCCAGUGUCAAAAAGGCCACCGUCCAGUAGAGCAAGUGAAAAGCCAGCAGUACCGCGAUCGAGUUCUUUGGCUACUGGAAGGUCUGAGCAUAGAAAGACGUCUCAAUAUUCUACUUACGAAGAGGAACAUAUCACUGAGCCAGAUCAGUAUUCUAGCAUAACUCCUGAAGAAAUCAUGGAAAAUGAGAGAAAAAUAUGGACUAGAUGUGCACCUGCCGAUCUCUACUACACCCGCGAUGUGGCGAACCCUCGGUUGAUGCAUGGCACUGAUAAAUUGAAGAUUACCAUUAAUCAGUUUAAUAAUGACCUUCUUAAACGUGGAGACGAAGCGCGGACGAUGCAACCCAAAUUUGACUAUCCUUCUCGCAAGACUAGGAAACACGGUUCACACUGCGGUGGGCCUUGUAAAGAGAAAGCCAAAAUGACUUGUGAGUCUGAUUCAAGUACCUCCGAUUCAUCGUCAGAAGAAGAGGAUGAAGUCGAUUUGGUUCUCCAAGAGUUGGAAAGAAAAAAACAGCAUCCGGCUCGACUUCAUCCUGAGCUGUGGUAUAAUGACCCUGGUGAAAUGAAUGACGGUCCGCUAUGUCGCUGCAGCUUUAAAGCACGUCGAACUGGCAUCCGACAUGGAAUUUACGCAGGAGAAUCGUCAGCCAUGAUUUGUGACCGUAACUCGAAUAAUGGGAACAUUUUACAUCACUAUCGAGUUACAAUUUCCCCACCAACGAAUUUCCUCUUAAAACGACCGACGGUUAUUCAUCACGAUGGACACGAGUUUAUUUUUGAAGGUUUCUCGCUUUUGUCCCAUUAUCCACUUAACAAAGUACCUACCUGCAAAGUCAUUCGUUUUAACAUCGAGUAUACGAUUGUCUACAUCAAAGAAAAAGUCCCGGAUAAUUUUACAAUUGAGGAACUGGAGUUAUUUAGUCAAUAUUUGUUUCACGAGUUACUUGAAUUAGUCGAUUUUAACCUUCACGCAGCCGGGGAUGUCAAUGGUUGUCCACAGUUUCACAUCCUUCCUCGUUUUGUAAGAGACUUGCCCGAUCAUGGCAAGGAGAUGUUGUCGAUGAACCAAGUACUAAUGUAUCUGUUUCAACAAAACGUACCUGUGGUAGAUGACACGGAGUUGGGUUACCAGCUCAAAUUACCUCAGCAUGAAUGGCAAAAUAUGGCAGAUUUUACAAAAGGAAUGAUUGUCACGAAACCAGGAGCCAAACCUUGUUCAUUAAGAGUAGACCAACUUGAUCGCGACCAACUACGAGCUGAUGUCAUUAGCUACCCGGAGAUCGUUCAUUUUGGUAUACGGCCGCCUCAGUUGAGUUACGCUGGUAAUCCCGAGUAUCAAAAGGCAUGGCGGGACUACGUAAAAUUUAGACACCUGUUGGCUAAUAUGCCAAAGCCCUCGUUUGAAGACAAGCGUAAAUUGGAAGCAAAAGAAAACAGGCUUCAGGAAAUGCGACUUCAAAAUAAUAUGAAACGUGAUGUAACGGUGGCCGUCUCUAGUCAGGGAUUCUAUCGUACUGGAAUUAUGUGCGACGUUGUUCAACACGGAAUGUUGCUUCCAGUUCUAGUUUGUCACUUGCGCUUCCACAAGUCACUAGAUGUGCUUGAAGAAAGGAUUAAAUAUCGUUUUAAGAACCGAUAUUUGCUACAGCUUGCUCUUACUCAUCCCUCAUACCGAGAGAACUUUGGCACCAAUCCGGAUCAUGCUCGCAACUCAUUGACCAAUUGUGGCAUCCGUCAGCCAGAAUAUGGUGACAGACGUAUUCAUUACAUGAACACUCGAAAACGUGGAAUCAAUACUUUGAUCAACAUCAUGUCCCGUCUUGGCAAAAAACAGGAGACGGAGUCUAGCAUCACUCACAAUGAAAGAUUAGAAUUCCUCGGAGAUGCUGUGGUCGAAUUCUUAGCUUCCAUUCACCUUUAUCACAUGUUUCCUGACUUAGAAGAGGGAGGUUUGGCAACCUAUCGAGCAGCCAUUGUCCAGAACCAACACCUUGCUCAGUUAGCCAAAGAACUUCAGCUGGAUCAAUUUAUGCUGUAUGCCCAUGGCUCGGACCUGUGCCACGACUUGGAACUGAGGCACGCAAUGGCCAAUUGUUUCGAAGCACUCAUGGGAGCACUUUUCCUUGAUGGUGGAAUUUCAGUGGCUGACAAAGUAUUUUCCAACACGCUCUUCAUGGAUGAAAAAGACCUUUUGGACGUUUGGGUUAACUAUCCACCUCACCCAUUACAAGAGCAAGAAUUAGGAGGUGAUCGUAAAUGGAUAUCUUCCUUUCCACUAUUACAAAAGAUGGUUGAAUUUGAGGAGUCAAUUGGAACAGAGUUCACUCAUAUUCGACUUCUUGCACGCGCGUUCACCGACCGCAGCAUUGGUUUCAACAACCUCACCCUAGGAUCUAACCAGCGAUUGGAGUUUCUAGGCGACACCGUCCUCCAAUUGAUUGCAUCAGAAUAUCUUUAUAAAUUCUUCCCGGAACAUCACGAGGGACAUUUAUCUUUGCUACGAAGUUCUCUUGUUAAUAAUCGAACACAAGCAGUUGUUUGUGACGAUUUAGGGAUGACCAAUUAUGCCCUCUAUUCAAGUCCAAAAGCGGAACUUAAAACAAAAGACAGGGCCGAUCUACUGGAAGCCUUUUUGGGUGCACUAUAUGUGGACAAAGGAUUGGAAUAUUGUCAAACCUUUUGUCAGGUCUGCUUUUUUCCUCGUUUACAAGAUUUCAUUCUUCAUCAAGACUGGAAUGACCCUAAAUCAAAACUUCAACAAUGCUGUCUAACGUUGCGCACAAUGGAUGGCGGUGAGCCGGACAUUCCAGUCUACAAAGUGAUUGAAUGCAAGGGUCCCACCAAUACGCGGGUCUAUUCCGUUGCUGUUUAUUUUCGGGGAGUUCGAUUGGCGAGUGCAUCCGGGCAUAGCAUCCAACAAGCGGAAAUGAAUGCAGCUAAAGAAGCUCUUGAAAAAUCAAAAGAUCUCUUCCCGCAAUUGAAUCAUCAGAAGAAAGUUAUCGGCAACACUACCAGUGUACCUAGCCGCAAAACUGGUUCUAGUUACGCUUAUGCAGACGAAGAAGGAGAGAUAACUCCCUAACGAAAUGCUAUAUGCAAAACUGGCAAAUAUUCUCUUUUUGAUUUACACACGAAGUAAUAAAACUUAUUACUUCAAGAGAAUGUUUGUCAUCUAAUUGCUUCUUAAUUUUAAAAAGAGUUUUUGGGAGAUUCAUCAGUAAUCCAAGAAAAUGUUUAACAGUUUAAGUUCUGUAUCAAAGCCAUCGCAAAUGUUCCACCGAUGACAUUCUUUUUCUUACACAUUUUUCGCAAUUGGAAAAAUACAGGGGGCCCAGAA